Messenger RNA from Triplophysa dalaica, 2144 nucleotides. RefSeq names its product growth factor independent 1B transcription repressor (gene gfi1b). NCBI's taxonomy places the organism in Eukaryota, Metazoa, Chordata, Actinopteri, Cypriniformes, Nemacheilidae. The transcript is spliced from 7 exons. Gene Ontology annotation, biological process: regulation of transcription by RNA polymerase II. Gene Ontology annotation, molecular function: DNA-binding transcription factor activity; RNA polymerase II cis-regulatory region sequence-specific DNA binding. The coding region runs from base 151 to 1158 and encodes 335 amino acids. The record is from RefSeq and is a predicted model, not a curated record.
UCAGGGAGGAGAGUUCAUAACGCAACGUAACAAACUCACAGCGAUGCAGUGCUUAACUUUCUUAACAACGGAUUUUACACAUCACGAAGUUUGCCUCUCAUACAAGCCUUACAAGCCAAAGCUUAAAUUUACGGACAUCUCAGAAUAAUCAUGCCACGCUCGUUUUUGGUGAAAAGCAAAAAGUGUUCAUCAUACAAUGUGCACCGACCCUUUGAGACUGAGCAAUGUGAACCGAAAAAACUUCCAGAAUCAGCACCCAAGACAAUCCCAGCUUUAGUCCCGUCAGAACCAAAGGAGCGUAAAUCCCCAGAGCAGCCCAAGCCAGCUACCGCCUCCCGGCCAUCCCACAAAGACCCGUAUGACUUCAUCAAGUGUGAGCGAGAACUCGACUGCCCGAUACCAUCUCACCCUGAGGUCACAAUCAGUCGCCCUUAUUUUAUAUCCGAACCUCAACUGGCAGAAUUUCCUCCUUACUACAAGAGUUCUUAUGCCUGGGAUCACGUUCCCUCCCCAUAUCACUUCAGACAGAUGAACUUCCCUCCAUCGCUUCUCCAGCACGCCAGCAGUCUGUAUGGAGCUCACCUGAAGCAGAGCUCUGAGCUUCCACAGCCGCUGGAUUGCAGCACACACUACUCACCAACAUCAAACACAUAUCACUGUGUUACAUGUGAUAAGGUGUUCUCCACCCCUCAUGGUCUAGAGGUUCACGUCAGACGUUCUCACAGUGGCACGCGUCCCUUCGGCUGUAGCAUCUGCAGAAAGAGCUUUGGCCAUGCUGUUAGCUUAGAGCAACACAUGAACGUCCACUCACAGGAAAGAAGUUUUGAGUGCAAGAUGUGUGGGAAGACUUUCAAACGCUCCUCAACGCUGUCCACUCACCUGCUGAUCCACUCGGACACGCGGCCGUACCCCUGCCAGUACUGUGGCAAGAGAUUUCACCAGAAAUCGGAUAUGAAGAAACACACCUACAUUCACACAGGUGAGAAACCUCACAAAUGCCAGGUGUGCGGUAAGGCCUUCAGUCAGAGCUCCAACCUUAUCACUCACAGUCGCAAACACACAGGAUUCAAGCCCUUCGGCUGCGACAUCUGCUCCAAGGGCUUCCAGAGGAAGGUGGAUCUUCGACGGCAUCACGAAAGCCAGCACAGUUUGAAAUGAUGGUGCGAUGGACAACAGGAAGAAAAUGAAGACCGGUUGUUAAAGGCGUGGAAAAAGACAAGCGAAGAUCGUGAAAUUACACUUUAUUUAAAGACUCAUGUUAAGAGCCACAGAGCCACCAUACAACACAUAACAAAUUGUUCGGAAAUUCAUGAAAACAAUAUGAUUGAAGAUGGAAAACUGAGGGUGAUCUCAAUGAGUUUUUUGUUCCCAUAGAAAUGCACUUUUCUGAAUGGCGUAAGAACGGGCGUUACUGAGAGAAAUUGAGAAGUAGGCUACAUGGGUGAGCGUGACGUCAACAAAUCAGAAAAACGUUAAAUCCCAAUAAAGAGUUAAAUGUCAGCAAUAUCCUUACCAGUCUGAUCUCUAGGAAAUUCAUAACUAUUUUACAGUCAUAUUUAGCUGUAGUCCUAUUUAGGAAAACAAUUGUUAAAAAGUAGUGCUGUGAAAUGAUUAAUCGCGAUUAAUUGCAUCCAGAAUAAAAGUUUGUGUUUACAUAAUAUAUGUCUGUGUACUGUGCAUAAUAAUUGUGUAUCUAUUAACGCAUUUACAUACAUGUUUAUAUUUAAGAAAAAUAUAAAGUAAAAAAUAAUCAUUAAGCAUUGGUAAAUAUAAAUAAAUAUAUGUUAAUAUUUCCAAAAACGUGUUUGUGUAUGCGUUUCUAAAUACAAAAUUAUAAUGCAAAGUACACAGACAUACAGUCUGCCCUAUUAAACAGCAGUAAUGAUGCCUACUUGUAAUGUAAAACAGUUACGAAUUGCCACGAGAUUGUGUUAUGUAGAUUAUCAAAUGUAUUUGUCACCACCAAUAGCAAAUAUCUGUGUUGUAUAUUUUAAUGCCUGUAAAAUCAGAUACAUUUUAUAGUAAUGCUUUUAAUUGAAAAUGAAAGAUUGUAUGUUAGUAUUAGUGUUAAGAACUUAAUUCUUGUACUAUUUAUAGAAACUCAUCUUAAGGUAUCCAAAUAAAUACUACUGUGGUUGUAAGGA